AUGUGGUCAAACAUCAGUGGAAGCUGCUCCUAUUCCUGGAUGACCACUAAUGACAACACUAUUCAUAAAGUGGAAGCUGCCCUUUUGGAGGAUUGUUGCAUAACUAUUUGGCAACUAGCCCAAGAAGUGGAGAUAAGUGUAGGAUCCAUAGAAAAAAGAUCAAUCACGACCAUUUUACACAUGUGGAAGCUAUUUGCACGAUGGAUUCCCCAGAUGCUCACACAUUUUCAGAAGCAGGAAGGAGUCAACUGCUUUCAGGCUCUUUUGGCAAUGUGCCAAGAGAAUGAGGAGGACUAUUUUGGCAGACUUAUCAUACAGGAUGAAACAUGUGUCUAUCAUUAUGAUCCUGAAGUUAAAGUCCAGAAAGCAUGA
Octopus bimaculoides (California two-spot octopus) is the source of this 372-nucleotide messenger RNA. RefSeq lists its product as uncharacterized. The record is from RefSeq and is a predicted model, not a curated record. Lineage: Eukaryota; Metazoa; Mollusca; Cephalopoda; Octopoda; Octopodidae.